Messenger RNA from Colias croceus (clouded yellow), 5248 nucleotides. It is a transcript of the gene BicD, whose product is annotated as protein bicaudal D. Lineage: Eukaryota; Metazoa; Arthropoda; Insecta; Lepidoptera; Pieridae. Gene Ontology annotation, molecular function: dynein complex binding; dynactin binding; cytoskeletal adaptor activity. Bases 149 to 2761 code for a protein of 870 amino acids. Gene Ontology annotation, biological process: regulation of microtubule cytoskeleton organization; microtubule anchoring at microtubule organizing center; protein localization to organelle. The record is from RefSeq and is a predicted model, not a curated record. The transcript is spliced from 13 exons. Gene Ontology annotation, cellular component: cytosol; Golgi apparatus.
CGAAUCCAGUGAACUGUCAAGACGUUACAAUACUUUUGUUAGGAGAAUGUAGAAAGAAACAUUGAUUUUACACGUUUUAACGUUGUUUUUUAUGAAAUUAUUUACUUUGUUUAUGAAGAUUUAACUAGGAAACCGCCUUACUGUCAAAAUGGCAGACACGGCUCAAAGCGGUAUAUCUAUCGCUGAGCUAAAGGCGGAGAUCGAAAGGUUGAGUCGAGAACUCGACCAGGCAAGUAGCGAGAAGAUCCAGUCGGCACAGCUGGGGUUAGUUUUGCUUGAGGAGAAAAGUGCAUUGCAACAAAGAUGCGACGAGCUGGAGAGCCUCUACGAGAACACAAAACACGAGUUGGAUAUCACACAAGAGGCUUUGAUGAAACUUGACACAACACAAAAAGUGACUACACAAAGUGGUAUAGAACAAGAAAAUGCCCUCCUCAAUGAGUCCGCUGCUAUGGAAAGCUCUCUCACCCUACAGAUUAUUGAACUGGAGGGUGAAUCUAAACAGCUACGUCACGAGCUAGAACGCGUAAUCAGCGAACGGGAUCGACUAUUAGCUGAAAGUUCAGAACUGGGCGCCGACAAGGCCACCCGCGAGUCCGAGCGGGCGGCGCUCCGUGCGGAGCUGCGGGAGGCGAGGCAGCGGGAACAGCGGCUUCUGUUGGACAUCGGGGAUUUGGAAGACGAGAAUAUAUCGCUGCAGAAGCAAGUCUCCGCGUUGAGAUCAUCACAGGUCGAAUUCGAAGGCUUGAAACAUGAAGUCAGACAGUUGCGGGAAGAAGCGGAAAACGCGCGCGCAGCCGCUGACGAAACAGCGGCUUUGCGGCGUAUCGCUGAACGGCAACUCGCUGAAGCGCUUGAAGCGCUGCAAGCGGAGAGGGAAGCUAAGUUCGCCGCCAAGAAGGAACUCGACGCACAUCUUAGUAGGGAAGCCGCGUAUAACAUCACAAAUUUGGCGUACAGCAUACGAGGUAUGCCAGAUGAAGGCACAGAGGACGAGGGCGAAGCGGGCGGUUCUGGUGGUGCGGAGCUGGCGGUAGACCAUCAUGCUGAUCUGUUCUCAGAAGUUCAUUUGCACGAGAUAUCGCGGCUCGAGAAGCAGCUUGAACAGGCACACAAUGAGAAUGCGCAACUGUCGACGUCGCUGCGCAGCGCCCAGUCGUCGGCGGAGAGCGAGAGCGCGGCGGCGACGGCGCUGCGCGCGGGCCUGCAGCGCGCCGCCUCACGCGUGUCCGCGCUCAAGCACCUGCACGCGGAGUGCGGCCCGCUCGAGGAGGAGAAGCUGGAGAGCAGCGGAGUGAGCGCGCGCGCCGCCAAGUGGCUGACGUGGUGGCGCGUGUCGGGCGGCGAGGUGGGCGCGCUGGCGGACGCGCUGGGCGAGCUGCUGGCCGCGCCCGCGCCCGCCGGCUCGCCCGCCGCGCUGCAGCGCCAGGCGCUGGCCGGCCUCAGCGACCGCGCCGCCGACGCCGAGCUGCGCUGCGCCGCGCUGCAGGCCGACGCCGACCUGCUGCGCGCCAUCGCCGGCGGAGCGGGUCGUGCGCUCUCCUCAGCUGCACCUGCACUCACAUCAGCAGCGGAGACGCUGGCGCAGCUGUACCACCACGUGUGCGCCGUCAACGGCACGCAGCCCGAGCGCCUGCUGCUUGAGCACGCGCACCAGACUGACGGUGCAGGAGCGGAAGGCCGCGGCGGGGACGAAGAAGCACUGGCGCUAGCGGCUGGCGAGCUGGAAGGACUACGCGCAGCCGCCAGUGUAGCGCGAUACGCUGAUACGCUACUCGACCAACUCACUCACUUGCGAGCUGCAUUAGAUACCGCGCUCGACUCGCGACUCCGUCACCAGCCCGUGAUGGAAUCAGAAGAACGCGGCGCGGAGCUCGGCGAACUACAGGAACAAGUGAUCAAACUCAAGUCCCUGCUCUCAACGAAGCGGGAACAGAUAGCGACACUACGCACUGUGCUCAAGUCGAACAAGAACACGGCGGAGGUCGCACUCGCCAACCUCAAGUCGAAGUACGAGACGGAGAAGACGAUAGUCACGGAGACGAUGCUCAAGUUGAGGAACGAGUUGAGGCUGCUCAAGGAGGACGCUGCUACUUUCUCGAGUCUGCGCGCGAUGUUCGCGGCGCGGUGCGAGGAGUACGUGACGCAGGUGGACGAGCUGACGCAGGCGCUGGCGGGCGCGGAGGAGGAGAAGAAGACGCUCAACCAGCUGCUGCGCCUGGCCGUGCAGCAGAAGCUCUCGCUCACGCAGCGCCUCGAGGAGCUGGAGGUGCGCACAUACAUACAUACAUACACACGCAGGCGCUGGCGGGCGCGGAGGAGGAGAAGAAGACGCUCAACCAGCUGCUGCGCCUGGCCGUGCAGCAGAAGCUCUCGCUCACGCAGCGCCUCGAGGAGCUGGAGGUGCGCACAUACAUACAUACAUACACACGCAGGCGCUGGCGGGCGCGGAGGAGGAGAAGAAGACGCUCAACCAGCUGCUGCGCCUGGCCGUGCAGCAGAAGCUCUCGCUCACGCAGCGCCUCGAGGAGCUGGAGGUGGACCGCGAGAUGCGCACGCGUCGCGUGCCGAAGGCGGGCGGCACUGCGCGCGCGCGGCCGCGGGACUUCUAGCGAAUCGUGCGCGCGCUCAAGGCCGCCGCCGCCGCCCUGCGCGCGCUGCUGCACCACUAGCGCGCACCACCACCACCACACGCUAUACCACUCCUGGAUACCACUCCCACCCUACACUCAAGGUCGUGGGGGAAACAAUUGCGUUGUGAGACUUUUUAACUGACGCAAUAUGUGCUCUAAUUGUCCGGGAGUUCAAGUGUUAGUGCCAAGCCGCGUAUCGCGCUAGAGCGAGCGGUGUGCGCCCGCGCCGGCCCGUGUGCCCGCACUCGGCCGGCGCGCAACGAAUUUAUACUUCUAUACUACACGUUACGGACGGUCGGCUACCGACCGGUGGACUUUUUUACUGUCGUUCUAGAAUAAAUUAUUUGUACGUUUUAUAAAAUCUAAGCUAAUCUUAGAUGUAAGAGCGGGCCGGCGGGCGGGGCGCCGCGGCGAUAGCGUCAAGGAACCGUCAAACUGUGCAGCCGCGCCGCCCUGCGACAGACUCGCCGCCCGCCCACUGUCAGCCCCCGCCCAGAGGCUAACGCGCGUCUGAUCCAACAUUCUACUUAUUAUACUAGUUUACGCUUAGACGAAUGUUAUUAGAAAAAAACUUAAAAAAAAUGUGUACUCUAAAAAGUUCUGACGCGCGUUGCCGACCGGCGGACGGCGAACGUUAGCUUGUCGCUCACGCGUCCUGUCCUUGCCCAAUAUUUUCAUAUCGAAUUACCCCUAAAUAUAUUUUGCCCCGCAAAUUCUAUACGCUCGACGACUAUUUUUGUAUCGCGAUCGGUGUAUUUUAUUACUCGAAUGAAUUUAUUCGCCGUUAUACCGCGACCGGGAUCGGUCAGCGAAUUUUAAUGAAGUUUUCUAUUUAUCGCGUUCCACCUAAAGAAGCGGACCGCGCGACGUUAUUUUUUAUUAUUAUACAUAUUUAUAAGAGCGGUAUAUGUGUACAUAUAGAGACCUCUAAUCGUUUACGAGUAUUCAGAACGUCCACGAUGAAAUCAAAAAAGAGAAAAUGAAAUGAAUCGACUUCCAUCCAUUGUGCGCAAAAAGACUAUGUAAUCUGUUCUAGUUGAUACGUUUGUUGUGUUUGUGGCCCUCCGGCGUCUACUUUCGUCCAUCUUGUUCUAGUUGUAUGCGUAGUGUUUCCGUUAGUGUCCGCAGCCGUCCCACCUGCGUCCAGCCCCGCCCGGGCCCCCCACUAUAUAGCCCUGUUUCUUUCGUUUAUCUCCUAUCUACGUACUAAUUCGUAUUAAAUAUGAAAAGUCUUCAGGAUUCGGUGUUGCUCAAUUUUGCUCACGGGGGUCCGCCGGCGUUCUAUUUAAUAAGGCAAAAUUUACAAAAUAUUUAUUAAAAAGUGUUACGAUUUUUAUUGUUUACGUUGUUGGAUGCGAUCGAUAGUGCAGCUUUCCGUGUUAGGGAUACGUGUAGUUCGGUGGCGUAGUUUUUAUCUCCUAGAGUCUUUUUUAGGCUAGUGAACCGUUCCACGUAGAGGGCGCUCGCCCGUAGUCUUACUGGUGUAGGCUUAGAGCUAGUUGUUACAUUAACCUUCAAGUAUACUUCGUAGUUUAAUGUUCUCGGAGAUGUAGUGAAUGUUUUGCAAUAUUGACUCUCGUAGCAUAAUUUAUUUGCGUAGCUCAAAAGUGUUAGCGGUGACGAUUAUAGUCGCCCGCGACGCGAGGACCAUGCCCUUGCAUUUAUUGUUUAUAGUAUGUAACUCAUUAGCUUUUACGAUAGAUCAUUCUUCGUGUACUUAACGACGAACUUACCAAUAUUAGACUUAGUAUUAUUAUUUUUUCGAGUAUUAUUUUAUAUAGCUUACUUAGCAGCAGACAUCGUGAAUGUAUUGUUUGUAUCUAGUCACGGAUGUACACACGAUCAUUUUCUUGAAGUUUUUUCAUGUUAAUCAAUUUACGUCCAGUUUAUACAGUUUUUUUCUAUCGCGUUGUUAGUAUUAUUCUUAUAUUAUUCGUAUGUAUACACUUUGACAUGUAAUUUGUACACUUAUUUAUUGUUACUAGUUAAGGUCGAGUUGACUGCGUGCUCGCACGCUACAGAGCGGUUGCGCUCGGUGUCUGCUGCCCGCCGGUGGUGGUCUUGGAGCGAUUAACCAAAUAUUAUUUUCUUUAUACAGUUUAUAUAUAUACGUUUAGAUCACUUAUUUUGCCUAGGCAUAGAUAUUAUUUUUAUCAUAGAGAAAAAUUAUUACUUUAUUAUUUAAAUCAAAGUAUAUGACAUGCCCGCUACUUAUUGUAUCGUUACAUGAUUUACGUAAUCGACAACUCGCAUGAUUGUUCCCACUGCAUCGUCUUUCGAUUUGGUGUUUUAUUUGUUUUUGUUAUUCUGGCCUUAUAGUGCACAGUUUGAUGGUUCGCUGUAAAGUUAAUGUUAUCGUUUUUCGUUAUACAGAUGGCCACUCUUUGUUGAAAUGUAAUCCAACAUCAGAUUACAAGUCUUUAGUGUCCCGUAAUGUGAUGUAACACAUGAGCUUUCAGAGUAAACCAUAUUUGUUCACAUAAUGUAACAGAAUCAGAUGCCAGCCCAGGGAACAUAUCAUGAUAGAGCGUUAUUUAUUUCCAAAAUAAGGCACGCCUUGUUGUCGCUAUGACUGAUGUGGAAUCAUGUAUGAAAUAAUAAAUGAUUAUAUUUAA